Molecule: messenger RNA, 4884 nt
Organism: Thrips palmi
Lineage: Eukaryota; Metazoa; Arthropoda; Insecta; Thysanoptera; Thripidae
Exons: 15
Coding region: 1-3414 (1137 amino acids)
Source: RefSeq, a predicted model, not a curated record
AUGGCGGCCGCCGUGCUUCCCGCCGUGCUCCUUCUCUGCCUGCUGCACGGCGCAGCGGCCUUCUCCGGCGGCCCCGUGUACGUGGGGCCGCAGGGCUCGUCGCCCGCCGCGCCCAAGCCGGCCGCGGUGGACCCCGGCCUGCAGACGACACAGACCGUGUACGGCUUCCUGGACUUCACCACCACCAUCGGCAACACCGUGAUGGUCUUCUCGCCGCAGAGCGCGCCCGCGCACACCACGCAGGCGCCCGCCACCACGGCCGCGCCCGUCAUCGAGACGAGGCCGGCCGCCGCGCCGCCCGCGCCCGCCGCCAUCCAGCCCAGCAAGCCCACGGCCACCAAGCAGCCCGCCGUGCUGUCCAGCGUGGUGGAGGUGCGCGGCGGCGAGGCGCCCGUCGACAAGGUUGACGGCCCGAUCCUGUCCAGCGUGGUGGAGGUGCGAGAGGGCCCCGCGCCCUCCGCGUCACCCGCCGCCUCGCCCGCCGUGCAGCGGGUCGUGUUCUCCAGCGUGGUGGAGGUCAAGGAGGCGCCCGCCCCCAGGAUCCUGUCCAGCAUCGUGGAGGUCAAGGAGGCCGUCAGCGUGGCGCCCCCGAAGGUGCUCUCCAGCGUCGUCCAGGUCGUCGGCGGCGACUCCCCGGCCCCGUCCGUGUCCCUGCCGGCGCCCAAGGUGUCCGUGCUGACGUCGUCCCACGACGAGCCUGCCAUCUCCGGCAACAACCUGGUCAUCGGGCCCGAGUACGACUUCCUGUCGCGCCAGCCGUCCGAGGUGGUGGACGAGACCUACAAGGUGAUCGACCUGCGGCCCAGCGCCAAGCACAAGACCCCCGGCGCGCGCAGCCGCGUCAAUGUGGUCGUGUCCUCGCACGUGGCCGAGAGCCCCGCCCUGCCGCCGUCCGGGCCGCCCGCGCCCGCGCCGUCCGGCCCCCACAAGCCGCACCCCACCGGGCUGGUCACCAAGCUGGGCGGCACCGUGGUCAAGGAGGGCGUCACCACCGUCCACGAGACGUCCGUCAUCGGCACCUUCAUCUCCGGGAAGUACGCGCAGGUCCUGGAGAGCACGUCCCACGUGAUCCAGCCCAAGCAGAAGGCCCCCGCCAUCAAACCCACCGCCGCCUCGCAGGCCCGCAUCCUCAAGACGGCCGCCCCCACCGCCAAGCAGCUGCGCCACAACCUGGACCCCACCCCCGCCGCCUCCGUGCACGAGGAGACCGCCGUGCUGCCCCUGGAGGCCCUCUUCAGCCAGCCAGGUGCGGCCUGCCCGCCGCUCGGGCGGCGCCUCCCGAAGAACGACUUCAAGGCGCGCUUUGGCUCCGGCUCGGGCCGCGCCGGCCGCCUGGGUGGCUCCCGCGAGGUGGACGCCACCGACGGCGAGCAGGACAUCCAGGAGCAGGACAUCCAGGAGGACCACGACGACAGCCAGGGCCCCAGCUACAAGAGCAAGCAGCGCCAGAGGGGCUUCAGCCCCGCUCCCCGGCCGGGCGGCAGGCCGCGCGCUCCCGCGGGACCCAGCUCGUCCGAGCAGCAGGAGUCCACCCCGCAGCCGCCGGGCUCCCGGCGCUACCAGCAGUCGCCCCGGAAGAACUUCCGCAACUCGGCCGUCGGCAGCAACUCCAUCCAGCAGGAGUCGUCGAGCGGGCACACGCGGCGCGGGUACAAGCCGCGCCUGCACACCUCGGCCGUCGACCAGGAGACGCACUUUGAACAGACCGAGGGCGUCGCCGCGGCUUCCACCGGCUCCUCGUCGCCCUCCACCAUCCACAAGUUCAAGCUGAGCAGACCCAACGGCCGCUGGCAGUACAAGACCACCCCCAAGCCCAGGAUCAACAUCCGCCGCCAGGACGGCGACACCACCCCCGCGCCGCCCGCGCUGCAGCAGGCCCAGCAGCUGCAGGAGCUGGGCACCAGCUUCUCCACCUCGGUGUCCAGCUCGUCGUCGUCCCCCAACAACGUGACCCCCGAGCAGGGCGAACUUGAGACCGCGGCCAGCGACGACCCCGACGCCCCCGAGCACGACGCGGCCGCCGAGGACGCCGUCGAGCCGCAGCCCGCGCAGGAGACCAUCAAGGUGCAGAUCUCGACGCCGGCUGACUUCAGGGACACGUACUACGAGAUCGCCACCAUCAGGUCCCCCUACACCUUCCAGGUGGGCAACAACAAGAACACCCGCUUCAUCACCGUCACCUCCACGUUCGAGCGCACCCUGGAGCCCAGCACCACCGUGGAGCCGUCUGUUCAGCCCACGCUGUCGCCGUCCGAGCCGCUGACGGAGAACAUCCUGGCCUCCACGACGGCCGCCGCCUACGACAAGCGCCUGGCCCUGGAGGCCGCGACCCUCGCCACGCUGCCGCCAAUCGCCCUGGCGCCCGACCAGGCCACGCCGCCGCUGCAGACCGAGACGGAGACGUUCUCCACCACGCAAGUGCUGCUCAAGACGCACAUCCUACCCGUGGUGCGCGGCCCCCAGAACACCACCCUGUACACGCUCGUGCAGACCUACAGCGUCACCAGGCUCGUCACCGCCAUCAAGACGCUGCCGCCGAUGGAGGUGUACCAGUUCGUGCCCAGCAAGACCCUGACCGACCUCAACACGCGCCUGGACGAGGCCGGCUCCGAGCUGCACCUGGAGCUGGACUUCGGCGAUGACGGCAACGCCGAGGACGACGACGAGAACCCCGCCGCCGUCAUGGCGCGGAUAGCGCCGGACCUGGACCUCGCCAACGUGGGGCAGGAGUUCGACCCGUCCGACGUGGACAGGCAGCGGCCCAAGAAGGCGCACCAGAGCGGCUCCCCAGCGAAUGCCGUGCAGAGCCCCACCGAGGCGCCGACCACUCCGCCGCCCAGCACGCCCAACCCCAACGCGGCCAACCCGGCGCUCAGCCCCGAGCAUCUGCAGCAACUGGCGCUACUGCGCUUCCUGAACCCCCAGGCGGCCGCCGCGCUGGGGCCGCAGGUCAUCACCACGUCCAAGCCCGUCAUUAAGGUGGAGACGCUGUACGAGUCGCACGUGAUCCCCGUGUUCAACGGGCUGGUGACGUCACUGUCCACGCUGUCACGGCCCGUGUCCACCGUGACGCGCACCGAGUUCGAGCUGGCCACGUCCACGGCGCUGCCGCCGCCGGGACUGCCGCCGCAGGGCCUGCAGCAACUGCCGCAACUGCCCCUGUUCCCGCAGCCCAACCAGUUCCAGGUCACCUCCAGCCCCCUCGUCACCCAGACCAUGGUCACCCAGACCGACUCCAAGGUCCUCAAGCUCACGUUCGGCGCCAAGACGGCCUACACGACGCUGUUCUCGACGCGCGUCGUGCCCACUCUGCUCACCACCUACCUCACCGCCAACGUGCCCGUCCAGCCCACCGCCGCCCCCUUCCCCGGCUACUUCCCCGCCCCCUUCCCCUCCUACCCCUACGUGGGCUAGGUCGGCCCGCCCCCGGGGCUGCGCGCGGGGAGCUUGCCUCGUCACUCACCCCGGACGCAGCCCGGCUUGGACCCAGUGACAGUGCACUUGCACUUCGAGCCGCCACCCCCCAGCGCCGCCGAGGCGACAGCUGAUAAUAAAAAAAGAUUUUUUUUAAAUGCAUCAUCUGCUAAAAAUACGAGUGGAUGGCGGCAGGUGGGGGGUGCUGCGACCUCCGCAAGAAGCCUUAAGGACCUUGAGUGCCUCGGCUAAGUCCCGGUGCGAAACGACUCGUCCCGACGACAACUUGUUUGGGUGCACUCUAGAUUCAGGAGACAGCUGCCGUAGACAGAGAGGUGAGUGGGAAAAGAAAUGCUCGAAUCUCACAGGAAAAAGUAUUAUUUAUUUUAGAAAAAAGGGUUUUGUGGCGCGGCGCCAUAAAGAGAUUUCUUUUGAGAUUUAUUGUAAAAAUAGUACAAAAUAUAUGGAGGUUGUGUGUAGAUUACUAUCGAGGCGGCCAACAUGUGUCUGUUCGUUGUGCCGAAAAAAAGAACGUCUUUAAAAUUAUUUAAAAUUUAUUUUGGGCAAAACACUCAAAAUGUUUCUCGGCAAAAUGUCAGAGCUCGAAUCUUAAAGUGUAUUAUUGUAAAACCAUUUAUGAAAUUAUAAUUAUUUUAUUUACCGUAUGUGCCUUAUCAUAGUUACAAAUGAUUAGAGUAAGUUUUCUACGUGAUUUUGAUACAACAGCGCGGCUUCACGUAGUAGUAGUAUGAAACAAACAUAAUAGUGGCAGUUUUUUUUCGCGGCCUUUUUCAAUAUUCCUAAUUGGGUCGUCACCGGACAAAACGUGUCUUUUUAAGGGAUGCCUCGAGAAGAUACGAUGUUAUGUUCGGUGACGAGUGGAUUCUUGUGUCCGCAACCUGUUUUCCAAUACUUCCCAUGACAUCGCUACGUACAGGAUAAUGUUUCACAUUCGAGUAACUAUGUACGUAUGUAAAAGAUUUUAUUUAAGAUUAAUGUCUUAGUUCCGUUUACAACAAAGAGGUGUUUUCAAAUGUUUCAUUCUUAGUAACAUAGCUGCUCACGUUUCAAUGUAUUGCUUUUCUACUGUUUUCUGACUGAAAGUGUGCGUGCGUGUAUGUGUGUUAGUGUAAAAUGAACGAGUGUGCGUGUGACUGUGAUGUGUAUUUGUGAUCAAUCUUUAUGGCAGGAGACUAAACGCUAGAAGAUCGUGCAAAAAGAAUAUUAUCCCGCGAACUAAAAGCUUCAGAAGUAUGAAAAUUACGGUUCGGCUCUCUCUCCUAAGCUUUUUACAGCUUCCUUCGUUUUCUGUAGACAUUGCCCGCCAGCCAGGCCCACGCGGGGAGAGCAUUUUGUAAAUAGUGUAAAUAAGGCAAGUCGCUUGCAGUUACCAGUGGUGGCGGGAGGCUGGCCCGACCAUCACCACCAAUGUAUGGCCAUCGAUUUGAAUAAAAAUUACAAACAAUUAAA